AUGGCUAAGACGCAACCUCACGAAGAACCGCAAGCCCGAAGGGAUAACCUCUCCGAAGCCCCCAUAUCCCCGAAACUGACAUCAGCUGAGCCUCCGGAAACUCCAAGCUCCCAGAUCUCAUAUUCUCUUAUAUCCAACACCCGCAGUGACGCGCCCUUUCAACCGAACAUCCCUCCUUCCCGCAGCUCGGACAGCACUUUUGGCCAUUCUGACCGGUCCACCCUCUCUGAGAAUGACGACGAGAACAUGGCCAGCCAACAUUCUGAUUUACACCACCCUACCGACGACAAUAAGCCCCGGACAUCUAUUGAGGGUACCACCUCUUCCAGCUCCUGUGAUGAAAGCAACAACAGCGUGCCCCAUAAGGAUUCCCCCUCUUCCAGCCCUACGCUAUCCUAUAUGGCUACUAUAGCUGAGAUGGUGAAAAGAAUUGACGUUUCCCAAGACAGUAAAAAGUAUCGCAAAUCCAGCCCCGAUGAGCUUCAUCCUAGCCUCGAUGAGCUCCGUGUCAGCCUCACGUUAUCCGAUAUGGCUGCCAUAGCCGAGAUGGUGAAAAGGAUUGACGUUUCACAAGAACGUUGCGACUGUCACAAACCGAACCCCCAUGAGCUUCGUGCUGUAAUAAAACUGAUUCAAAUGUUGAGGCACCAUCAGUUCCUGGCCGUCAUAGGAGACUUCGCCGGUAGGGUCUUUGACUGUAUCAGAUUGGCGGCAAAACAGCUCCGGAUAGGAAUCCUGCAAACCCGAGCCGCAAAGGUAAUCGAAACGCUCGCCGAAGAACGUGAGCAACAGCUUUCCGACGGCCAGAAGUCUAUCGAAGAAGAUAUACGGAGAUGUAUCCACCACGUGAAUACGGAAAUCGAUAAUCACAGGGCAACGUUGGACCUGGAGUUUGUUGAAUUCGCUAUGAAGCUGUACGAGGCCAGAAACGAAACGUUUCAUUCGGGAGUUGGUGACGUUACGAAGGAGAAGCUAGAAGAGACUAUCAAGAACCAAAUUGCGAAAAAUGAAGAGGAUACGAGGCGAAUAUCAGACACCUGA
Molecule: messenger RNA, 1041 nt
Organism: Aspergillus puulaauensis
Lineage: Eukaryota; Fungi; Ascomycota; Eurotiomycetes; Eurotiales; Aspergillaceae
Exons: 1
Coding region: 1-1041 (346 amino acids)
Source: RefSeq, a predicted model, not a curated record